GUACCGACAUUUUCAAAUUCACUAUUCGUCUUGCACGUUUCUCUCACAUAUCCAAAAUUUCAACGUUUGUUUCACUUACGUUUACUCCAUCUUCUCGAUUGUCUCACGUUUACAAAAAACAACACCACAAUGAUGUCGCCAGUAGAAAUUGUUAUGUCGAUUUUCGCUAUUCUCGUCAUUUCCAGCGAGGCAGCCACCAUACGAGACUAUGAGGAAUUUCCAGGAAGUAACAUUGUCAAAGGAAUGUGCCCAACAGUUGGACUUAUCGCAGCCGAAUACAGAGUGACCGUCAUUACCGAGACGAGUUCGGAUUCGCUGGACGUCGGAGGGUGUGCCUCCAUUGACUUUAAGUCACCUGACAUAGCAAAAAAAUCUUUUAGCUUGUGGAUUGGAAGUUUGAAGAAUGGCAUGCAACGUUGCCGUGAGGAUGAUAUGGAACAAUUAAACUUUACCUGUGUGGCCCUGUCGCAGUCAGAAGACUUCAUGAAGGGAAUUAUGUUUUCACAGCUAUUAGGCCAAGACAACAACAAGGAGAGCAAACAAAGAUGUGCCAUUCACGACAUGGUCAAUGGAAACGGAACGAUGUUCAGAAUUGCGGUUAGUGGUAACGAUUCAUGCCACGGCUUAGCUGAUCUACUACAAUCAAACCUACAGACAACGAUUCCCGAUGGUGCCAUGGUACUGCAAUUGAACAGAAUCAGAUUGGUAUCUAAUCAAUUACGAUCAAGAGACAGUACAUCGCAUGGGUAUGGCCAUUCAAAUGUUAUAAACCACUUUUCUGGUAGCUGGGUCAAUAAGUUGUAGAUAUUAACCCAAAUAAUCAUUUCCUGAUUACAAUUAUUAUAAUAAAAAAACU
Metopolophium dirhodum (rose-grain aphid) is the source of this 856-nucleotide messenger RNA. RefSeq lists its product as uncharacterized. NCBI's taxonomy places the organism in Eukaryota, Metazoa, Arthropoda, Insecta, Hemiptera, Aphididae. The coding region runs from base 130 to 804 and encodes 224 amino acids. The transcript is spliced from 4 exons. The record is from RefSeq and is a predicted model, not a curated record.